Trachemys scripta elegans is the source of this 5377-nucleotide messenger RNA. It is a transcript of the gene MYO3A, whose product is annotated as myosin IIIA. Bases 113 to 5197 code for a protein of 1694 amino acids. The transcript is spliced from 37 exons. NCBI's taxonomy places the organism in Eukaryota, Metazoa, Chordata, Testudines, Emydidae. Gene Ontology annotation, molecular function: protein binding; cytoskeletal motor activity; ATP binding. Gene Ontology annotation, cellular component: myosin complex. Gene Ontology annotation, biological process: protein phosphorylation. The record is from RefSeq and is a predicted model, not a curated record.
GCCUGGAUAUUUCCACAUCUUCUUUCCCAGGUUUUCUUAGAAGCUUGAAUUACUCGGCUGCAGUUUGCCAGUAUAAUACAGUGAUAACAUCUAAAAAACAAUAAGGAGAGAGAUGGAACCGAUAUCUGAGAUGCUUCCAUUAACUGGGAAAACAAUAAUAUUUGAUAGUUUUCCUGAUCCUUCUGAAACAUGGGAAAUAAUUGAGACUAUUGGCAAAGGAACGUAUGGCAAAGUUUUUAAAGUGUUGAACAAAAAAAAUGGCAGCAAAGCAGCAGUCAAAAUCUUGGACCCAGUUCACGAUAUUGAUGAAGAAAUUGAAGCCGAGUACAACAUUUUGAAAGCUCUCUCUGAUCAUCCCAACGUCGUCAAGUUCUAUGGAAUGUACUACAAGAAAGAUGUGAAGAAUGGAGACCAACUUUGGCUGGUUCUUGAGCUAUGCAAUGGAGGAUCUGUGACUGAUCUGGUGAAAGGAUUUUUGAAGAGAGGUGAAAGGAUGGACGAACUUGUAAUUGCUUAUAUUUUACAUGAAGCACUUAUGGGGCUUCAGCAUUUGCAUGAAAACAAAACCAUCCACCGUGAUGUAAAAGGAAAUAAUAUCCUAUUGACCACUGAAGGAGGAGUUAAACUUGUGGAUUUUGGUGUGUCUGCUCAGCUGACCAGCACUCAUCUCCGUCGGAACACGUCUGUGGGCACCCCUUUUUGGAUGGCUCCAGAGGUCAUUGCAUGUGAGCAGCAGCUGGACAGCUCCUAUGAUGCCAGAUGCGAUGCAUGGUCACUGGGUAUCACUGCCAUAGAGCUAGGAGAUGGAGAUCCACCUCUUGCUGACUUGCAUCCUAUGAGAGCACUUUUCAAAAUACCAAGAAAUCCACCUCCAACAUUACGCCAGCCGGAGCUGUGGUCAUCACAGUUCAAUGACUUUAUUAACAAGUGCUUGACUAAAGAUUACGAGAAGCGCCCGACAAUAUUCGAUCUUUUGCAGCAUAACUUCAUUAAGCAAAUUGAGGGCAAGGAGAAAGCAUUACAGAAGCAGCUUAUGGAAUUUAUUGAUGUUCAUCAACAAAUGGGAGUCAUUGAAAAGGCAAGGCUGCUGCCAGGACACAGCUACUAUAGAUUUGAGCGAAUUCAUACUAAGAAAGGGGACUACAGUAAGUCUCUACCCUCAGACCAGGAGGACGUGGAUGAUUUAGCAACCUUAGAGGUACUGGAUGAGAAUUCAGUAACGGAGCAGUUGCAGAAGAGCUAUGCCAGGGAUCAGAUCUACACAUAUGUAGGAGACAUUCUCAUCGCUGUCAAUCCAUUUAGGAACUUAGACCUUUAUUCUGCACAGCAUUCCAAACUGUAUAUUGGAGCAAAGCGGACUGCCAAUCCUCCCCACAUCUUUGCUGUGGCUGACAUUGGAUACCAAUCCAUGGUAACAUACAACUCGGAUCAGUGUAUUGUCAUUUCUGGAGAAAGUGGAGCUGGCAAGACACAGAGUGCCCACCUCCUGGUUCAGCAGCUCACAGUCUUGGGAAAGGCCAAUAAUAGGACUCUCCAGGAGAAGAUACUCCAAGUGAACAAUCUUGUAGAGGCAUUUGGAAAUGCAGGCACUAUUAUCAAUGAUAACUCCAGCAGAUUUGGAAAAUACUUAGAAAUGAAAUUCACUUGUGGAGGAACUGUAGUAGGAGCUCAAAUUUCAGAAUACCUCCUUGAAAAAUCCAGAGUUGUCCAUCAGGCUGUGGGAGAGAGAAAUUUCCAUAUUUUUUAUUACAUCUAUGCUGGUUUAGCAGAAAAGAAAAAACUGGCACAUUAUAAACUGCCAGAGUAUAAGCCACCCAGGUAUCUGCAAAAUGAACAUCUCCGAACAGCUCAAGAUUUUAUGAACAAUAAUUUCUAUAAGUCUCAGUUUGAAUUAAUUGAGCAGUGCUUCAAAGUCAUAGGUUUUACAAUGGAGGAACUUGGCAGUGUGUACAGUAUUCUUGCUGCAAUUUUAAACGUGGGUAACAUUGAGUUUUCUUCAGUGGUAUCCGAGCACAUGAUUGACAAGAGCAAUAUUUCCAAUCCAGUCGCACUUGAGAAUUGUGCUUCCUUGCUGUGCAUUCAGGCAGAUGAACUGCAAGAAGCUCUCACCUCCUACUGCGUGGUGACUCGAGGGGAAACCAUUAUCCGUCCCAACACCGUCGAAAAAGCUAUUGAUGUCAGAGAUGCCAUGGCCAAAGCAUUAUAUGGGCGUCUCUUUAGUUGGAUAGUCAAUCGCAUCAAUACUUUACUCAAGCCAGACAAACUUUUAAGCGAAAAUGAUGAUGGGUUGAACAUUGGGAUUCUUGAUAUCUUUGGCUUUGAAAAUUUCAAAAAAAAUUCUUUCGAACAACUGUGUAUCAAUAUUGCUAAUGAACAGAUUCAGUUCUACUUCAAUCAACAUAUAUUUGCCUGGGAACAGAAUGAAUACCUAUAUGAAGGUGUUGAUGCAAGAGUUAUAGAGUAUGAGGACAACCGGCCUCUCUUAGAUAUGUUCCUCCAGAAACCAAUGGGUUUAUUGUCUCUCCUUGAUGAGGAAAGUCGAUUCCCGCGAGCAACUGAUCGGACACUUGUAGAAAAAUUUGAAGAUAACUUGAAGUCAAAAUACUUUUGGAGACCCAAAAGAGUAGACCUAACCUUUGGGAUUUACCAUUAUGCAGGAAAGGUUCUUUAUAAUGCAAGUGGAUUCUUAGCCAAAAACAGAAAUACCUUGCCAGCUGACAUUGUGCUGCUGUUGCGGUCAUCAGAAAACAAUCUGACUAGACAGCUGGUAACCCAUCCUCUUACCAGAACAGGUAACCUGGCACAUACCAAAAGCAAAAGUGCAAUAAACUACCAGAUGUGGACCCCCCAAAAAUCAAUCAGUCGUACAAAGCUGGAUAUCUUUGUGUUGUGCAAUUCGUAUUCCUUCCGUGAGAAUGAAACUGAAGAUACUACAGCUCAUCCAAGAGAGACGACCAAUAUGAAAACACAGACAGUCGCUUCUUAUUUUAGAUAUUCUCUGAUGGAUUUAUUAUCCAAGAUGGUGGUUGGCCAGCCUCAUUUUGUCCGUUGCAUCAAGCCAAACAAUGAUCGGCAGGCACACAAGUAUGACAAAGAGAAGGUACUGGUACAGCUGCGCUAUACGGGAAUUCUGGAGACGGCAAGAAUUCGGAGACAGGGUUAUUCCCAUCGCAUACUGUUUGCUAACUUCAUAAAACGAUAUUACCUCAUCUGUUACAAAACAAAUGAUGAUCCUCCAGUCAGCCCUGAAACCUGUGCUGCUAUCUUAGAAAAAGCCCGCCUUGACAACUGGGUUCUUGGAAAAACCAAAGUGUUCCUUAAAUACUAUCAUGUGGAGCAGUUGAAUUUAAUGAGAAAGGAGACGGUUGACAGGAUUGUUUUGUUUCAGGCCUAUGUCAGAGGGUGGCUAGGUUCAAAGAGAUACAAAAAAUUAAAGGAGAAAAGGGAAGAAAGUGCUAUUAAAAUACAGUCAGUUUACAGGGGCUUUGUUGCUCGUAAAGAAUAUGAAAAUGGAAAAAAUAAAUACAAAAUGGAAACAUUUAUUACCAGACUUCAAGCAGUUGCAAGAGGAUACUUAAUCAGAAAGAAAAGGAAAGAAAUAACAGAUGCAUCGAACAAAGCAGCAACAACAAUUCAAUCUCACUACAGGGGAUAUAGGGAGAGGAAAAGCUUCAAAAAGAAAAGGGAAUCACUUCUGAAGAAGGAACAAACUAAAAAUGCAGCCUCCAUUAUUGAAAAAGAAAAAGAUGAGCAACCUCAAGACAAUGAAGAAAACCCAGCUGUGAUAACAAACUCUCCUUCUGCAGCUGAAGAGGAAGCAGCUGUUAUUGUUCAGAGUAACUACAGAGGCUACAGAGAGCGUAAAAAAAUAAAGGAGCAUCACAGAAAACUAGCAGACCAAGUGUCUUCUCCAGUGGAAAACUUGAAACCAGAAGUAAAGUCAGUUCAAAAUGUAGCGCGGGCAGCUGAGGCUGAAACAGACAGAAAAGAUAAGGCAGCUAUUUUCAGUCAGAGCAGCUACCCUGGACACCCAGACAGACAGAACCUAGAGGAAAAAAGGAAAAUGCCUCCAAGAAGAGAGAGUGCUUCUAUGAAACAAAACCCUCCAUGGCAGCAUCCAAAGGAAGGUAAAAAACAGGCCUCUUUGAAGCAGUCAUCUAAAAAAAUGACAGAACUAGGCCUCCGAGAUCUGACUCAUCAGGAAACAAUCAGCACAGAUGAGCAAAACCAACUGUCUGUUGUUGUUCAGAAUAAGUGUGACAGUCACUUGGAGAGAAAACAUCUGACACAGGAAGGGAUAAUACCUGGUGAAAAUAAAGGAAAUACAAGGAAAGACUCAGUAAGAGGCUCACAGAAGCAAGCUGAGCCAGAAAAACAAGGUUCAGAAGACAAAGACAAGGCAGCUGUGGUAAUUCAGAGUAAUUAUCGAGGUUACAGAAGAAGGGGGCAACUCAGAAAAGAAGGGAAAUUACCUUCUAAAAGUCAAGAGAGAGCUAGUGGAGAGCCAACGGAAGUAGCACACAUUCAAAAUAAUGAUUCCAAGGCAACAAAAGAUAGAGAAAGGUUUAAUCCUCAGGCCGAGGGCCAUAAGAAUCUAAAGGAUGGCUCAGCAAAAGAGGCUUGUGAUUUGGCAGCCUUUUCAAGACAGAUAUCAAAAUUAUCCGAAGACUAUUUGGCACUGCAGCAAAAGUUGAAUGAAAUGAUUUUGUCGCAUCAGCUGAGGCCCGUGAUGCUGUCCAAAGAUAAACAAACAAAUGGCCGACUUUCUCCUCAUGUGUGUCAAUCAGUUGCCACCAAAUCAGAAGACUUUCAUCCCCUACAGCGACCACCAAGGAGACCGCGAACACCCAAAACUUUAAAUAAUCCUGAAGACUCCACAUACUAUACUCUAAUACAUAAAUCAAUCCAAGAAGAAAAACGGAAACCAAGAAAAAACAGUCUGGGCAAGGUGCUAGAUUUAGAAGAUUUCUAUUACCAAGAAAUUUCAUCAAGUGAUUCCAUCUCAAAUGAUAGUAAUUCUAGCACAAGAGAAAAGAGGCCACCAGUGGAGCUCAGAGAUUCAUCUUUAACUAUUACUGAAGGGUCAAGGGUUGCAGAGAGCCCCCUGGACGAGAGCAAAACUGAAGAUAAUCCCUAUGACUACAGAAAACUGCUACGGAAAACCUCUCAGCGCCGGCGCCUUAUCCAGCAGUUUUAGCUGCUGCUGCCAUUUGGCUUUUAUUAGCAUAAUCUUUUUUUAUGAUUUUGUACCGUGUGCUUUUUUUUUGUAUUAGCUCUAAUAUUUCAGGUUUACAGUGAAUAUGAAUUAUGUAGUUUACACCCAACACUGUUUUAAAGGGACACUGUCAAGUUAAAAAUUGUAAAUUUAAAAAAAAUC